AUGGCAGGCUUGGAGUACAACAUCGAUGAACUGUUCCAAGAAGCUAAGAAGCGAUGGCUCAAGCCUGUGGAGGUGCUUUACAUUUUAAGGAAUCACGACCGGUGCGAGCUCACUCACCAGCCUCCUCAUCAGCCAACUGGCGGAUCCCUGCUUCUGUUUAAUAGAAGAGUCACGCGUUUCUUCCGUAAAGAUGGUCAUAACUGGCGGAAGAAAAAAGAUGGAAGAACUGUGGGAGAAGCACAUGAACGGCUUAAGGUCUGUCUAACUACCUAUGGUGUUAUGAUCAUUAAAAUGACCUAA
Sphenostylis stenocarpa is the source of this 300-nucleotide messenger RNA. The record is from the annotation of a GenBank genome assembly. NCBI's taxonomy places the organism in Eukaryota, Viridiplantae, Streptophyta, Magnoliopsida, Fabales, Fabaceae.